Molecule: messenger RNA, 1369 nt
Organism: Hevea brasiliensis (rubber tree)
Lineage: Eukaryota; Viridiplantae; Streptophyta; Magnoliopsida; Malpighiales; Euphorbiaceae
Product: GDSL esterase/lipase 1
Exons: 5
Coding region: 150-1256 (368 amino acids)
Molecular function (GO): hydrolase activity, acting on ester bonds
Source: RefSeq, a predicted model, not a curated record
AACAUUGAAGGAAGCGACAUAUCCCCAUUUUUUUAUUACCACACACUGAUGGCUCACUGCAUCUUCAAGAAACUAACAAAAAGACUCUCAGCAGACCCAGACCCAGACCCAGAGUCGGUAAGGGAGCAGUGAAGACCAUUAGCUAGCUCAUGGAAACUGUAAUAAGGUUCCUUUUCUGUGUGAUAAAUUUAUGUGUGAGCUUCAAGAAUCCCAAUUCCUGCUAUGAUCAAUCCAAGCUAGAGGCAAAACAUAAGGCCUUGUUUGUCUUUGGGGAUUCACUUUUUGAUCCAGGGAAUAAUCAAUACCUCAAUGGUAGUACUGGAGAAGGCAUAUCAGCAACAUACUGGCCAUAUGGUCAGACCUUCUUCAACCACCCUACAGGGAGGCUUUCCGAUGGCCGUAUAGUUCCUGAUUUUAUCGCCCAGUUCGCCGAUUUACCUAUACUUCCACCCUAUAUGGAACCUGGGGCUCAUCGGUUAGCUGAUGGGGUUAACUUUGCUUCAGCUGGAGCUGGUGUUCUUGACGGAACUCAUCCUGGAACAAUACAACUAAGAAUGCAGCUAGAGUACUUUAAGACAUUGAAAAAGUCAUUGAGGCAGCAACUACAUGAUGCAGAAGCAGAGAAGGUCCUGAGGAGAGCUGUUUACCUGUUUAGUAUCGGAGGCAAUGAUUAUUUUAGCUUCUAUACCUCAAACCCUGAGGCCAGCGAAUCCUACCAACAAGCAUAUGUAGAAAUGGUGAUUGGCAACCUGACAUUGGUGCUCAAAGAAUUUUAUAGCCUAGGAGCAAGAAAAAUUGCAUUUCAAAAUGUAGGGCCUUUGGGUUGCGUACCUGUAAUGGAAGCAAUGAAUCCUGAGCUUGGCAGCAGCUGCGUUGAAAUACCAUUAGCAUUAGCAAGGUUACACAAUGAAUACCUCUCCGUCACUCUUAACAACUUAGAAAGCCAGUUACCAGGAUUCAAAUAUGCAAUCUUUGAUUACUACAAUUCACUUGGGGAUAGAGUGAAUAAUCCCUCAAAAUAUGGUUUCAAGGAGGGGAAGGUUGCCUGUUGUGGCAGUGGAACAUACAGGGAAAGUGGAUGUGGAGGAAGAGAAGGGAAAGAACCAUAUGAAUUAUGCCGUAGACCAAGUGAGUAUGUGUGGUUUGAUGGUGCUCAUACUACUGAAAUGACCAACCACCAAUUAGCUGAGCUACUAUGGAGUGGAAAACCAAAUGUCACAGGGCCUUACAAUGUGAAACAGCUAUUUGGACACUGAUUUUUUAAGAAAUCUCUGUGGUAUAUUUAGACUCCUAUGAUGAUGUUGUUUUCUUUCUUGCCAUAGAGACAAUCACUUCUUCUGGGAAAGAAAAUUGAAACUGUUAUUUGGCU